Molecule: messenger RNA, 541 nt
Organism: Drosophila sulfurigaster albostrigata
Lineage: Eukaryota; Metazoa; Arthropoda; Insecta; Diptera; Drosophilidae
Gene: mRpS16
Product: small ribosomal subunit protein bS16m
Exons: 2
Coding region: 80-484 (134 amino acids)
Biological process (GO): mitochondrial translation
Cellular component (GO): mitochondrial small ribosomal subunit; ribosome
Molecular function (GO): structural constituent of ribosome
Source: RefSeq, a predicted model, not a curated record
UCGAUAUUGUGUUAAGUGUAUUGCCGUCUGUUUUCAUAACACAUUUUCGGAAAAGUAAAAAACUGAAAUAAAACACAAAAUGUCCUUAUCACCGGCUAGUGGCAUUGGACGCUUUUACAAGCACUCGGCGAAAAUAAUACGCUUUGUUCGCCUUGGCUGCACAAAUCGCCCAUUCUAUCACAUUGUUGUCAUGGAGAGGCGCAAAAAUCAGCAUCAGCCUGUGAUUGAGCAAGUCGGUUCAUACGAUCCAAUGCCCAACGAGAACAAUGAGAGAUUAGUUGCCCUCAACACCGAACGCAUUCGGUUCUGGCUGGGCAAAGGAGCUCACAUGUCUGAGCCGGCUGCUGAGUUGUUGGGCAUCUCUGGUUUGCUCCCUGUGCAUCCCCGCACUUACAUGACAGCUUGGCGCAAUCGCAAGGCGGCAGCUGAGGCGGCGGCGCUGGCAGAAGCGGAGGGCAGUCAGAAAGCGGCAGAAACCGCGUAGUGUUUUCCUUGUUAUUUAUCAUUUAAUUAACCAAUAAAAUAUGCAUUGUUUUUACAA